AACGGGCAAAAACGCCCAAAACCCAUCGUCGUCGUGAAUCCUCUGAAUUGAAACCCUAAUUGCUGCUGCGAUUUGAGCAGCAAACCUGUUUCUUUCUAAUGAUCGGGGGACUGACGCAUUGAUCCGCCGGAAACUCACCGGCAACCGGCGGAGCUGCCUCCUUCUUCUCUCUCAGUCAUUUCAAUUCCGAUCUUGCUCAGCCGAUCCACUUUUGCCCCGUACCAAUUCCGGCAGACAAAUCGCAAUUUCAUUUCAAUGGCGAAUCGACAGCAGUCCUCCUCGGCAUACUCGUCAGUGAUUCCAAACCUAGAUACAAAAUUGGGAGCUUCUACUCCAUCACCAUCGUCAUCUUCACCAUCAAUACAAAGAUUUCCUCCACCACCAACACCGCCACCUGUAAUUCAACCAAAUCAGAUACAUUCUCCAUUGAUGAGGACUCCUCCUCCUAAUUUACCAUCUCCAUCGAAUCAUGGUGUCCGUACUACUAGUGGAAGCCCUGUUCCUCAUAUGAGCACGCCGCCUGGACCACCUGUAUUUUCAUCGCCUCUUCAACCAGCUGCUGUUCCAUUUAGAACUUCUCCUUCAACUCCUCAGCCCAUUGCUUAUUCCUCCAAUUCUUCUUUACCCACUUCUUCACCCUCUCCCCUUUUUUCAAAUGGAUCCGUUGAAUUUCAGCACCAAUCUUCUGGCAUCACUGAGGAUCUCACCCACGAUGCUGAUUCUCCUAAUGUUCUAUUUUCGGCUCACAAGGUAUUGAAACAAAAGAAGUUAGCCAAUGUACCUAGUUUAGGAUUCGGUGCAUUAGUUUCUCCAGGCAGGGAGGUUUCAUUAGGUCCCCAGAUAAUUCAACGUGAUCCCCAUCGCUGCCACAACUGCGGAGCUUAUGCCAAUCUCUACUCCAAUAUCUUACUUGGUUCUGGUCAGUGGCAAUGUGUAAUAUGCAGAAAUUUAAAUGGAAGUGAAGGGGAAUACAUAGCUCCAAGCAAAGAAGAGCUCCGUAAUCUGCCUGAACUGUCAUCACCUCUGGUCGAUUAUGUCCAGACCAGCAACAAAAGACCUGGUUUCAUUCCAGUAUCCGAAUCAAGAAUCUCUGCCCCAGUCGUUCUUGUAAUAGAUGAAUGUUUAGACGAACAGCACUUGCAGCAUCUGCAGAGCUCCUUGCAUGCGUUUGUAGAUUCGUUGCCUCCAACAACUAGACUUGGAAUUGUUCUUUAUGGCCGCACAGUUUCCGUGUACGAUUUCUCUGAAGAAUCGAUAGCAUCUGCUGAUGUACUUCCUGGUGAUAAAUCACCAAGUGAGGAAUCCUUAAGAGCAUUAAUCUAUGGAACCGGGAUAUAUUUAACACCAAUUCACGCUUCUCUUCCUGUAGCACAUGCAAUAUUGUCAUCUAUGAGGGAAUAUAAACUGAAACUGCCUGAAGUUUCUCGAGAUCGCUGCUUAGGUGUCGCUGUGGAAUUUGCUCUGGCAAUAAUUCAGGGCCCAUCAGCUGAAAUAUCAAGGGGGGUUGUUAAAAGACCUGGUGGAAAUAGCCGAAUAAUUGUUUGUGCAGGUGGACCUAGUACUUAUGGCCCUGGUUCAGUUCCACAUUCUCUUGGUCAUCCAAAUUAUCCUCAUUUGGAAAAAACAGCAAUAAAAUGGAUGGAUAUGUUAGGUCGUGAGGCUAAUCGACGCAAUACUGUAGUUGACAUACUCUGUGCUGGGACAUGCCCUGUACGUGUUCCUGUGCUGCAACCUCUUGCAAAAUCGUCUGGGGGUGUUCUUAUUCUCCAUGAUGACUUUGGUGAAGCUUUUGGUGUCAAUUUACAGAGGGCGUCCACAAGGGCUGCAGGUUCCCAUGGUAUAUUGGAAAUUAGGUGUUCAGAUAAUAUUUUUGUUAGUCAAGUGGUGGGCCCCGGUGAGGAGGCACAUAUGGAUAACCAUGAAUCUUUCAAGAACGAUACUGCUCUUGCUAUACAGAUGCUGAGUGUUGAAGAGACACAAAGUUUUGCAGUAUCAAUGGAGACUCGUGGUGAUAUCAAGAGUGAUUUUGUCUACUUCCAAUUUGCGAUUCGGUAUUCAAAUGUUUACCAAGCUGAUAUCUCAAGAGUGAUUACUGUUCGGCUCCCUACUGUGGAUAGUAUUUCAGCUUAUCUGGCGAGUGUUCAGGAUGAAGUAGCUGCAGUUCUUAUUGGUAAAAGGACUCUCUUGCGCGCCAAAAACUUUAGCGAUGCUGUUGAUAUGCGAGUAACUCUUGAUGAGAGAAUUAAAGAUGUUGCAACUAAGUUUGGCUCACAGGUUCCAAAGUCAAAGCUUAAUCGGUACCCUAAAGAGCUCUUGUUAUUGCCUGAACUGUUAUUUCAUCUUAGAAGAGGUCCUCUUUUGGGAAGUAUACUUGGCCAUGAAGAUGAGAGGUCUGUUUUGCGGUCUCUAUUCCUCAAUGCAUCGUUUGAUCUAUCCCUUCGAAUGCUGGCACCUCGCUGUUUAAUGCAUCGAGAAGGUGGGACGUUUGAGGAACUACCAGCUUACGACCUUGCAAUGCAGUCUGAUUCUGCAGUUGUUCUUGAUCAUGGCACCGAUGUCUUCAUUUGGCUGGGUGCUGAACUUGCUGCACAGGAAGGAAAGAGUGCAGCAGCUUUGGCAGCUUGUAGGACAUUGGCUGAAGAGCUGACCGAGUUGCGGUUUCCAGCUCCUAGGAUUCUUGCUUUUAAGGAGGGGAGCUCUCAAGCUCGAUAUUUUGUCUCUCGCUUGAUACCAGCACAUAAAGAUCCUCCUUAUGAACAGGAGGCAAGAUUCCCUCAGCUACGAACAUUGAAUGCAGAACAGAGGACAAAGCUUAAAAGUAGUUUUAUUCACUUUGAUGAUCCUAGUUUCUGCGAGUGGAUGCGCACUUUGAAAGUAUCGCCCCCAGAACCAAGAUGAGAGAGGUGCUUCAUUAGACUUGUUUUUUUAUUGUAGAUGUUUUCUCCGUGAACGUUUGUUACGUUUUCGUUGUACUUGGAUAUUUCAUAUUUUCAUUUUUGUUUUUACGACAUUAUACACAAUUCUUAAAUGAUCAAAAUUGCGGUAAUAAAAGAGGUUGGAUACAUUCAUGAAUGAUCCGGUUCUAUA
Messenger RNA from Erythranthe guttata (spotted monkey flower), 3087 nucleotides. Its product is annotated as Sec23/Sec24 protein transport family protein. The record is from RefSeq and is a predicted model, not a curated record. NCBI's taxonomy places the organism in Eukaryota, Viridiplantae, Streptophyta, Magnoliopsida, Lamiales, Phrymaceae. Gene Ontology annotation, cellular component: endoplasmic reticulum exit site; COPII vesicle coat. Gene Ontology annotation, molecular function: GTPase activator activity; zinc ion binding. Gene Ontology annotation, biological process: endoplasmic reticulum to Golgi vesicle-mediated transport; COPII-coated vesicle cargo loading; intracellular protein transport.